Protobothrops mucrosquamatus (brown spotted pit viper) is the source of this 1177-nucleotide messenger RNA. RefSeq names its product NADH:ubiquinone oxidoreductase subunit A9 (gene NDUFA9). NCBI's taxonomy places the organism in Eukaryota, Metazoa, Chordata, Lepidosauria, Squamata, Viperidae. The record is from RefSeq and is a predicted model, not a curated record. Gene Ontology annotation, cellular component: mitochondrion. Gene Ontology annotation, molecular function: protein-containing complex binding. The annotation marks the transcript as partial. The transcript is spliced from 10 exons.
GCUAUGGCAUUCCUGCAGGGGUGUUGUCGCUUCUUCAACAAGAUCGCUCCAUUCACUAUUCGGUGAUGCCUCAUGGGCGCAGUGGACGUUCCUCCGUCAGUGGCAUUGUGGCCACAGUCUUUGGGGCCACAGGAUUUCUGGGCCGAUAUAUUGUUAACCACCUAGGCCGUAUCGGUUCCCAAGUCGUCAUCCCGUACCGCUGUGACGAGUACGAUCUCCUGUACCUUCGGCCCAUGGGGGACCUAGGACAGCUUAUUUUUAUGGAAUGGGAUGCGCGCGACAAGGAUUCUACCUGGAGAGCUGUCGAAAAUAGCCACGUGGUAAUCAACCUUGUCGGAAGAGACUGGGAAACCAGAAACUUCAACUUCGAAGAGGUGUUUGUUUCCUUUCCUAGAGAGAUCGCUCGCCUCUCAAAGCAGGCCGGAGUGGAAAAAUUGAUUCACUUUUCUCACUUGAACGCGGACAGCCAAAGUCCUUCAAAAUACCUCAGGACUAAGGCAGAAGGAGAAAAAGUUGUCAGGGCAGAAUUUCCAGAUGCCAUCAUUAUGAAGCCUUCUGAUAUAUAUGGGAGAGAAGACAGGUUCUUAAACUAUUACGCCGGGUUGCGACGGUUUGGCGGAGUACCCAUUGUUGGUUUUGGCAAGAAAACUGUGAAGCAGCCUGUCUACGUGGUUGAUGUAGCCCGGGCAGUAAUGAAUGCUAUCAAGGACCCUGAUUCUAAAGGAAAAACAUAUGCACUGGUUGGCCCUCACAGGUACUUCUUGUAUGACAUGAUCAAGUUCCUGUACUCGGUCAUGCACAGACCCUUCCUCACGUACCCCCUGCCUCGUCCCCUCUUCCUUUUCAUUGCGAGAUUUUUUGAGAUGAAUCCAUUUGAGCCCUCGAUCACAAGAGACAAAGUGGAUCGGUUCUACGUGACUGAUAAGAGGUUUCCGGAUCUUCCUGGCUUGGAGGACUUGGGUGUUAACCCGACUCCGCUAGAAACCAAGGCCAUCGAAGUCCUGCGCCGGCAUCGCCGGUCCUUCUGGGUGGAUGCCGAUCUCGAAGACGCAAAGCCGGCCACCCCUGUCACUCAUCUGUAACCAGUGGAUUUGCGAGACCUUACACGGACUACGUGGGUUUGAAGAAAGGCCGUACAAAGCACGUUAAAAAUCUCAGAUAAACCACCUCCACCUUC